AUGGACAUCAUCGUAUCAGAAGCAGCAGCCACUGCCAUUUUCACUCUCACCCGCAUCUUAUACGAUUCAGCGCUUGGUGUAGUGGCAUUGAUUUUAUUCAGCAAACUACCAGGCGGAUCAAGCGCAAAAUUUUGGUACGAGCAGCCUGAUCUUAUUGCAAAAAUUACAUCUCUAUUUGAUCCAUGUGGUCCUACUGGAAAGCGAGGUGUCAAAAGCACCAAUUUUAUUGCUUUUUGCUGUCUUAUUCUAACGCUGCUACUUAAUGUGAUGCCUACUGUGCUUAGUAAGCUGAGUCCCAUCACCAUCAAUACCGUCGCUGUAGAGACCAAUGCCACCUUAACGCCUAUCAACAACAUAUUCGUGCCAACACUGACAGACAUCAACGUCCCACAUCUCUCAGAACCUGCUAGCUCCAAGGAGGCAACCAACAAAUUUCUGUGUAGAUAUUUGCCAUAUGGAUGCACAGAUGCAAAGAAUGUCACCAUUGCAGAGAUUGUUUGGGAUCCUAUCAAUAUAAAAGAGAUUGCAUUUAUUACCAAUGACAGCUUAAUUGUAUCGAUCAAUGAUACAUUUGCCACAGCCACAACACCACAGCAAUUCAUAUCGAUAGCAAAGAGUACCUUCAUUGCCAAUAAUCACAGUACAGUUGCAUUUCGUCAAGGCAUGUCUGCCGUCUAUACAAAUACAACAAUAUACGAUGCAGAUGACAUUACAAGCCCAUUAGAUCUACUGCACGCUGACCAAUUUUUUCCCUUGAUUACGCCAGACCUAUCAGAUUUAUUGAGACAAGGAAGACGCAGAGGAGAAGGUGUGCCUGUCAAUGGCAAUGUAGAUAGAGCAGAACGUUGGAGCGCUAUACAUCGAACACCUACUCUAUCCACCGUCUUGUGGCAAACGGUCAAUGCACAUGCUGGUAUAGCCAAUAUCACGGACGAUGGCCGGUGCUUUCUUUGUCAGUUGAUUGGCAUCACCCCUGCUCAAGCAGCCACGCUGAGUGCAACAAGCUCUUAUGCAGUGCAGACAGUCGUUGAUGACAAUUACCGUCUCAGCACCGUGCUUUGUCUCUUGGAGCCCUCCUCAUCACACAUGUCAUACUGGUGUCUACACACCUAUACCCAACUAUGGAACAUUUAUCAUGAGCAGAAUCCAUAUGCAUUCUUUGGAAGUUACGAUGACUCGGCCUGGGGAGCAGAGCAAGCAUCUGGAUCAACAGCCAGUACGCCGUUCCCAUUCUUUCCACCCCCUUCCAACCUAGAAACCAACAGAACCUAUGUGCCCAUUGUUCCCAUAUUUGAAAUCCGAAGCAAAGGACAGUGCAGUAGCGAUUGGGAUUUCAGAACUCAAAAUGUGCAGACAUGGAUGCGACAAUGUAUUUACAGUGAUUUGGGCCAAGUCAGCAUUAAAGAACUAGGUAUUAUCGCAACGAACAUUUGGCAGCUAGGCAGUACUAUCACAGUAGGUGGAUUCUUGGUCACCGCCAAAUACAGCAGCCAUACGGUAGGCAUCUUGAUUGGGUUGGUACCUCAAAUCAUCAUUGGCAUAUCUCUAGCACUAUGCAUUAUAGGCAAUCUUUUACUGAACUUUGUUACAAGCCCUGUCCAUCGAAGAUCCUUGUAUGAAGUGAUGCGGGUGAUGGUGCCUACCAGCCGAGACCCUUAUACAGUGAUGAACAAGACAGCUCCCACAAAUACAUUGCGUCUAGUAGACUCUGUCUUUGAUAAGGAUAUGGCUUAUUUGAAGCUGAAUAAUCGCAUGAUUGUCACUCUGUCCGAGAAGCAAGAAACACAUCUAUCAAGGCGAGACAUGGGCAGAAACGAACAGCAAGAUCAAGACUGGUCAAGAAGACAGCUCGUUAAAUUUUGA
Mucor velutinosus is the source of this 1863-nucleotide messenger RNA. RefSeq lists its product as uncharacterized. Lineage: Eukaryota; Fungi; Mucoromycota; Mucoromycetes; Mucorales; Mucoraceae. Bases 1 to 1863 code for a protein of 620 amino acids. The record is from RefSeq and is a predicted model, not a curated record. The transcript has a single exon.